UAGUCAAUUGGAAAGAAUCCGUCAUACCGACAGCAAGGAAUCUUACCAAGUUACAAAAGUACGGACGACAACAAGUUAAAUCUAGCUGCCUAAUCUGCAAUGUCUUUAGCCUCUACGGGAUUUCUUUGUACAUUUCACCGAUGCCAGUCUCUUGUAGGCAGGUUGGGAGUGCGUUUCAUUAGCACCCAAUCUGGACCUCUAUGUGUGCAACUCACAUCUGCACUCAGGGCAGAGCCACUUAAGAAGAAGAAAAAAACAGAUCCAGUCAUCCAGAAAGCCCGUGAGGAGAAGAAAAUUAGGCGUCUUGAAAAGGCCAUCCGCAAGCUUCAAAAAAAUGAAGGGCAGCUCAAACCUAUUGAAGAAGCUGAAAUCUCCAUGAAACUCAAACAGGAAGCAAAACUGCGCGAGAGACCAGCUGCUAAGUUGCCUAGUGAAGAGCUACACGCGCGUCGCAACGUAGAGCUGCAGUGGGCGCGCUAUAAGCACAGGCAGGUGUGCCAUGAGAGCUCCAUACUCGCUGCAGCGCUCCACUCUCAGCACAGAGCCCUGCAGGAGCUGAGGCGAGUGUCAGAGUCGCUGUGGCUCGAGGCCAUCCAAGAGGAUCAAUUCGCCCUGCCCUUCAGGAGCUACGGGCCCCUGAGCAGCUUGCCUAUUGCAGGCUAUGACGGACCUGAUGGCGAAUACGUGGACGUAUCAAAGAAAUGGGAAUGAAUCAUAAUUUUGUACAGGAAUGUUAACAAGGAAUAUUUCAAGAA
Molecule: messenger RNA, 755 nt
Organism: Hyalella azteca
Lineage: Eukaryota; Metazoa; Arthropoda; Malacostraca; Amphipoda; Hyalellidae
Gene: mRpL40
Product: 39S ribosomal protein L40, mitochondrial
Exons: 5
Coding region: 100-711 (203 amino acids)
Cellular component (GO): mitochondrial ribosome; mitochondrial large ribosomal subunit
Source: RefSeq, a predicted model, not a curated record